Molecule: messenger RNA, 1618 nt
Organism: Xyrauchen texanus (razorback sucker)
Lineage: Eukaryota; Metazoa; Chordata; Actinopteri; Cypriniformes; Catostomidae
Product: tubulin alpha chain-like
Exons: 4
Coding region: 130-1479 (449 amino acids)
Biological process (GO): mitotic cell cycle; microtubule cytoskeleton organization
Cellular component (GO): microtubule; cytoplasm
Molecular function (GO): structural constituent of cytoskeleton; GTP binding
Source: RefSeq, a predicted model, not a curated record
AUAAAUAUUCCACCCCACAUUUCAAGCGCUUCAUUCUCUCACCAGACUCAUUAAAGUCAAGCUGUGAGAGUGUAAAACAGCAAACCUUCCGCCUUUCUUCACUCUUCAGCAAAAACGUCAGUCUAGAAAAUGCGUGAGUGCAUCUCUAUCCACGUUGGUCAGGCUGGUGUCCAGAUUGGCAAUGCCUGCUGGGAGCUCUAUUGUCUUGAGCAUGGUAUUCAGCCGGAUGGGCAGAUGCCCAGUGACAAAACCAUUGGUGGAGGUGAUGAUUCCUUCAACACCUUCUUCAGUGAGACUGGAGCUGGAAAGCACGUCCCUAGAGCUGUGUUUGUAGACCUGGAGCCCACUGUCAUUGAUGAGGUGCGCUCUGGAACUUACCGUCAGCUGUUCCACCCUGAGCAGCUCAUCACAGGAAAGGAAGAUGCUGCUAAUAACUAUGCCCGUGGACAUUACACUAUUGGCAAGGAGCUCAUUGAUCUUGUUUUGGACAGAAUUCGCAAACUGGCUGAUCAGUGCACAGGCCUCCAGGGUUUCCUGGUCUUCCACAGCUUUGGUGGUGGAACCGGAUCUGGCUUCACCUCACUGCUGAUGGAGCGACUGUCUGUCGACUAUGGCAAGAAGUCCAAGCUGGAGUUCUCCAUCUACCCUGCUCCUCAGGUCUCCACCGCUGUGGUAGAGCCCUACAAUGCCAUCCUGACCACCCACACCACCCUAGAGCACUCUGACUGUGCCUUCAUGGUAGAUAAUGAGGCCAUUUAUGAUAUCUGCCGUAGGAACCUCGAUAUCGAGCGUCCUUCUUACACCAACCUCAACAGGCUCAUUAGUCAGAUUGUGUCCUCUAUCACAGCCUCCCUCAGGUUUGAUGGUGCCCUCAAUGUUGAUCUCACUGAGUUCCAAACCAACUUGGUGCCCUAUCCUCGUAUCCACUUCCCCCUUGCUACCUACGCCCCAGUGAUCUCAGCAGAGAAGGCUUACCAUGAGCAGCUCUCUGUAUCUGAAAUCACUAAUGCUUGCUUUGAGCCAGCCAAUCAGAUGGUGAAAUGUGACCCACGUCACGGCAAGUAUAUGGCUUGCUGCCUGUUGUACCGUGGUGAUGUGGUGCCCAAAGAUGUGAAUGCUGCGAUUGCCACCAUCAAGACCAAGCGCUCCAUCCAAUUUGUGGACUGGUGCCCCACUGGUUUCAAGGUUGGCAUCAACUACCAGCCCCCCACUGUGGUUCCAGGUGGAGAUCUGGCUAAGGUGCAGAGGGCUGUGUGCAUGCUGAGCAACACCACAGCUAUUGCUGAGGCCUGGGCUCGUCUUGAUCAUAAGUUUGAUCUGAUGUAUGCCAAGCGUGCCUUCGUGCACUGGUAUGUGGGCGAGGGUAUGGAAGAGGGCGAGUUCUCAGAGGCCAGAGAGGACAUGGCCGCCCUGGAGAAAGAUUAUGAGGAGGUUGGAGCUGAGAGUGUUGAAGGAGAGGAAGAAGGUGAAGAAUAUUAGAUUCUCUUUCGCUUCAAUUGUUUCCUGUCUGUUGUCAUUUUUUGUGUGUUCUUUCUCACUUUUUCCAGUUCUUAACUUGCUGAAAGGUCACUUUUCCUUUUUAAUGGUUAUGAAUUAAAAUUUGUAAUGCUUAAAUGUU